This is a messenger RNA of Pelobates cultripes (western spadefoot toad), 22500 nucleotides long. The record is from the annotation of a GenBank genome assembly. Lineage: Eukaryota; Metazoa; Chordata; Amphibia; Anura; Pelobatidae.
CUGCGCGUCUCGACGCAGGCCCCGCCCGCAGGGUGACGUGCAGUGUUAUUACCUGGACUGUCAUGGCCGCCCAGAAGAUCAAUGAAGCGCUUGAGCAUCUUGCCAAGGCUGAGAAAUGGUAAUAAGCCGGGCAGCUCAUAUGAUGUGCCCAGUGUUAGGGGUGUAAUGAUAACUAUGGCCGGUCCCAGCGUUAGCCUGCCAUUCCCAGAGACAGGGAGGCGGUAUGCUGUCACUGCCAGUAUGAGACAGCCUGUCAUGCUCCAUAGCUGCUAUGAUGGACCUUCUUAUAGUCAAACUAAGCAGAGAAACCGCAGUUAUAUGUGAAGCUUCAUCCUUUUAUUAUCAGACAGGAAUUAAACCCUGUAAAUCACAGAUGAUUGGGAGCUUCUCAGUGGAAAAUUAAGUAGACCAGGCUUCUCCAAACUCCUGCCCUCCAGAUGUUGCUGAACUACAGCUCCCAUGAUUCUCAGCCUAUCUAUUUCAUUCAUAGAAUCAUGGGAGUUGUAGUUCAGCAACAUCUGGAGGGCUGGAGUUUGGGGAAGCCUGAAGUAGACUGUAAAGACUGGUGAUGGUGUUAGAGGCUGGAAUUCUAUACAUUCAUCAACAGCAAGUAAUACGAAUGAUGUGAGAUGUGAUACCAGGACUGGUUACAUGUAUGACUUUGAUUUAAAAGUAUUAGAGUAAGAACAAUACAGCUGGGUACCCAUUAGUAAUUUUUGACUUGUCAUUCUAUUACCAGAACACAGCAGCUAAUCAGAACAGCUUGUCACUAUUCUGGUUUGUAAGUACGUUUUGCCUCUUUAACAAUAUCUCCCUUUCUCCUGUUUUUGUUUUUCAAUCCAUAGCCUGAAAACUGGUUUCUUGAAAUGGAAACCUGACUAUGACAGUGCUGCUUCAGAGUAUGCAAAAGCAGGUAUGUAAUUAUCAGACUUACUAAAUUAUUUUCCUUGAUUAGAGAACGCUUAAUGUGGUGUUUAGCAUUAUUUGAAAUUCCUACAUUUUUUGUUGAGAAAGUGAUUGAGACAUCUCGCUGCAUAAUGACUGAUCUGUUAUUGAAUGGGAUUAAUUAUCUUAAAGGACCACUCCAAGCACAUAACCACUACAACUGAUGAAUCUUUAUGUUUUCAGCCAAUGAGUGUGCUCCAGCACAGCUAGAUUUACCUCCAUGCAGGAGCAUUUGACUUUAGACAGGAGGGAAGUGACCGGUGCCCUCCGGUCCCAGCCAAGUUACCAAAUCGUUGUUAAAUAGUUUGACUGUACCGUGGGAGGGCACCCGGGCUUUCCAGGUACCAUAAGCACUACUGCAGCUGUAGUGAUCAUGGUGCUGGGUUGUUCAUCUAAAGCGAGCCUACAAAUAGUUCACCAUUUGUUAGGUGUACAUUUUGUUUAUAAAAUCUCUAGCAGAUGUAUACACUGAUAUAUACUUACUUGAAGUUCGCUCCUUCCUCUACCAUUUCGGACUUUUAAAAUGGACAGGACUGCAGCUGCUCCAACCAUGCUGCCAGUAAUAAUGCAAAGCAGCAUCCAGCAAUUCCUAGCAUGUUGGUGAAUGCAAGAAGUUAUGUGAUGAUACCGUGACAGUUUGGGGACUCGUAUAUGGAGGAAGUAAAAUAAAUAAAUGUUAAAUUAUUAUUUAUAAAGUGCAACAAAUUCUGCAGUGUUGUACAAUGGGUGGACUAACGGACAUGUAUUUGUAACCAGAUGAGUUGGACACACAGGAACAGAGGGAUUGAGGGCUCUGCUCAAUAAGCUUACAUGCUAAAGGGAGUGGGGUGUAGUGACACAAAAGAUGACGGGAAAUACAUCCCAAUCCUCUAAAAUACGUCAGCUUGCUGAACUGCGUUAGUGGUAAUGUCCCUCUGCCUGCAGGCAUAUUAUUUUAUAACCGAUAUUAACUAUUAGAAAACAUCAUAGUUACACCUCCAGGCUGUCAAGCGGACAGUCUGGAGGGUUUCUUGCCUCACUCAUUUUUUACUGAAGUUCAGAGCAGGGGUGCUUCUUUAUCUUUUAUUUUUUUUUAUUCUUUAUUUUUGCAAUGGCAGAUUGCAUGGUAAAUUAACAUUGUUAGUCUUGUGCAAAAGCCAUAUCAUAGUACAUAUGUCGACAAUGUAUUACAGAAAGAAAAAUAAAAAGUCGAAAGGUAUUUUGUCAAGGCAUUUCUUCAUGUUGUGGGGAUCGACUUGGUCGCAAUCCGCCAGGGUUUAGUUUUUUUUAUAGUUAAAGAAGAACAAUAACAGAAAACAAAUAACAUUAGAACGUAUUGUAUUUAACAUACUAUGUAGGGCUGUGUUUGUAGCAGUGUUAUUCAAUUACUUUGGUAGUGUAUUGUUGUAAUAGGAUGUGAUAUGCACGUGAGAUGUGAUCAGAAUCCAUUUGCAUUGAGUAGUUAAAGAACCGUGUAUAACAAUGAAAGUAGUAACCAUAUAGUCAGCGUUACAUGUCAUAAUGCCGUUUUAUACUAAAUGUCAUGAAUGAGAAUUUAACUAUUUUACUGCAUUUAAUAAAUUUGUAUUAAAUGUAUUUUUAUUUAAUGUAUGUAUAAAUGUAUUUCUAAUAGUAAUAUGCUCUUUAUAUCCACGUUGCUUUGAUUGUUCUGCAACCCAUGAAUCUAUAUAUGUUGGUCUUUCUCCCUCCCUUCAGACUUUUUCAAAGUCAUUAACUAUUUACAAUUACCGAUCCACUGAACAUCCCCGCCCCCCAAAAACAGUAAAUGGAGUUAUGGGUGAGUAGCACUGGGCAGCACACCCAAUGGGUCCCGUCCUGCCACCCUCGGUCGAGAACCACGCCGUGUACUCCAAAGUUGAUCUAAUUCUAUAUUUGAAGGAGGUGUCCAGCAUAGAAAUAUACAAUUUUCACGUGAGGAAAUUUAUUUUACCAGAAGUUCCUUUUUGGUUAGGGUAUAAAGCCAAUCCAUUUUAAAAAGGAAUUUGAGUUUGGUUAAGAAUAAAGUGGUGGAAUACCCGGCUGGCUUCAAAUCUGAAGAAUGGUUUUGCGGCCAACUUCUGCUUUGAUCAUAGAGAAGCGUCUACUAGGCACGGGGUCACCAUGAACAGUUCCCAAUAAUAGAAAACUGGGAUUUAAUGGUAAGGGGCUUCUUUUUUAAAGGGACACUAUAGUAACCAGAACAGCUACAGCGGCCACUCCUCACAUGGCUGUUAGAGAUCCUUCCUGGGUCAUGGCUGCCUAAAAUGCAUCCAAACAUUCAGUGUCUCCUCCCUCUGCAUGCAGACACUGAACUUUCCUCAUAGAGAUUCAUUGAUUCAAUUCAUCUCUAUGAGGAAAUGCUGAUUGGCCAGGGCUGUGUUUGAAUCAUGAUGGCUCUGCCCCCUGAUCUGCCUCUUUGUCAGUCUCAGCCAAUCCUAUGGGGAACCAUUGUGAUUGGAUAAGGCUACCACUUCUGAUGAUGUCAGCAGACUGCUUGUUUUUUGUUGUUUUUUUUUUUUGUUGAGGCAAACAGCAUGCAGAGUUACAGCUUCUGGCUUGAAUACAGUAAGAUUUUUACUAUAUUUAUGGAGGCAUGAGGGGCCCAGGGGGGCUAGAUGGUGGUGUUAACACUAUAGGGUCAGGAAUACAUGUUUGUGUUCCUGACCCUAUAGUGAUCCUUUAAUAGAGUUGUGGCGUAUGCUGCACAUGCAUUGAUUGUAUCAAUGCUUCUCAAUGAAAACGCAUUUGAUCAGACAUACGUCUUGAGUUUUGAUGAUUUAAAAGAAACACAGGCUUGGAGCUUCAACAAGAAGACUCUUAGGGCCCAAGAGUGAAGAUGAAUUUAAUAGCUUUUUUUAAAAAUAUUUUAAAGCUGAAUUAGAGGGCUUGGUAAUAUAAAACGUAGUAGCACAUCCAUUAAGGUUAUUCCAGACAGAAGCUGUGUUUUAAUAAAACCACUUUUGAGUGCAGAAAACCUCAUUGGUAUUUGCCCCACCCUCCCACCCCCCUCAUCCACGACAAAACAAAGUUCUCUAUGCAGCCAGAACCUUCUCUGUUGACUUAACCCCACCUUACUGAAUUGGUCGUGGUGCUUAGAGUAACCCUCUAAUCGCUUAUAAAAAGCUGCUAAACUUUGAUUUGCAGCAUGUUAAAAUCCAAGUGGUCAAAAUGUCAAAAUCAUGAAUGAAUUUUUCUAACAUCACAAUAUUCAAAGCUUCACUAUUUUUGCCCAAGCAUUGUCUUUCAAGUUUAACUUACUACAAUUUGGUGUUCUGAAAUAUAGUUGUGCUAACUAUGUCUAUACUGUGUUUUGUUUUUUGUUUGUGUGUGUUUUUUAUAGGAAAUAUUUAGUUUACUUAAUGAAAGUGAAAAAUAUGUUUCCAUUUGUUUUAGCUGUUGCCUUUAAGAAUGCCAAACAGUACGAUCAAGCAAAAGAAGCUUAUUUGAAGGAGGCUGAAUCAUAUGAAAAUCACAAAGCGUAUCCUUUUUUGACCUUCAUCCUGGUAACCUAAGUUGCAACAAUUACACAAGUGGUUUUAAUAAAAAUGGCAUGACUAACUUCGAAUUGGCAAUUUUUUUUAAAAUUAAUUUAUUUAUAUUUUUUUUACAUUUUGACAUUUUAGGGGUUAGUUACUGCAUUCUGAAUUCCAGGUGAAAUGAAAAUCCAAAUUGUGAAUUUUUAGAAAAAAAAUGCUGAUUUGAGGGGAACAAACUCUGCAUAUUUAGCCUAAAUUUUGCAAUUCAGUGUUCAGUUCAAUGUUUAUUGAAUAAACUUGUAUUUUUAUUUUUUUUAUAUAUAUAAUUGUGACAGUGCAAAAGACUCAAUGCUCAGAAUUAUUCUAGUGUCAUUGGUCUGAAGCCAUAUUCAGUGUCUUCAAAUAAACUAAUGCAUGGAGCCAUAUAUUCAAAAUCCUCAACUGUACAACCUAUAAAUAACCAAUUAAUUAUUUAAAAUGGUCCCUGUUAUUCCAAUAUAAAUUCACUUUUCUUUGGGCAUGUGUAUUUUUUUUUUUUUCCUGUACUAAACUAUUUUUAGCAAAGGACACCACACAUACACCAUCAAAACACAAAAUAUUAACCACUGCAGAGCAGUAUUUUACAGUGUUUUGCUGGUGUAUAUGGUGCCCUGUAUAUAAGCUAUGUGUAUAUGUUUAGAUGAUUUCCACUCACUACUUUUUUUUGUUUUGCACCAUAACCACAACAGCCUGCACAGCAGGGCUUAACAGAGAACCUGUCAAACUGUUCAUAAAUGGUAUGGCUACUUGCUGUGGGAUAUUUUAAAUUGUUUAGUGGGUUGGCAAGUGGCAAUGAACUUAAUGUUGGUUUACCCUUAACCAAAAUGCAUUUAUAGUCUUUUUCAUGCUGCCAAGUAAGUAUAUCACUUAUAUUUACUCUGUGUACUAUGUUGAGAUAUUUUGAGUCCUGUUUUUUUUUGUUUUGUUUUUUUGUCAAACUGCGUCAAAAGUGCUUGACACAAUCCUGGGGGAGAGCUACCACAAGCACCACCUCUAUCCUCAUAAUCCAUCACUUUUCCCUCUCAAAGUAUAUCACUUUCUGUAUUUUGUCUUUAUAUUGCAUAUUGAUAAAACAGAGUGAACUUCAUUUUCUUAUUGUGAUUUAUUUUUUAUUUUUUGUAACUUUCCUAUAUGAGGUGUCAUUUUGGUUUAAUAUAAUAAUAAAAAAAAAAAGUAUGACCUGAUUUCCCACUUAAAGGGACACUAUAGUCACCAGAACAACUACAGCUUAAUGUAGUUGUUCUGGUGUGUAUAUUAUGUCCCUGAAAGUAUUUUAAUGUAAACGCUACCUUUUCAGAGCAUGGAGACGCUGAAUUCAAUGCAUUUCUUUGAGAAUAGGCUGUUUUGGUGCAGUGUUUUGUUGUGUUUCCUAAGGGAAAGCAUUGGAUUGGCUGAGAUAGUCAAUUCUGAUGAUCUCAACCAGGAAGGCAGAGUCCGCACUGGCAGACCAGCGUGGCGCUAGAAUAAAGGUGUUUCUUUUUUUACUUUUUUAAUGUUGUAGAACUACAACUCCCAUGAUGCUUUGACUGCCUUUAGAAUGCCAAAGCAUCAUGGAAGAUGUAGUUUUAAAACAUCUGGGGAUCUACCUAUUGGGCACCCCUGCUUGAAAGGAGCACUCCAAGCAUAAUGACCACUAAAGCCUGCAUUAGUAGUUGUGGUGUCAGGAGUGCCCUGGUACAGCCCAACAGUAAGUAGUCAAACCCUUUUACUAUGGUUUGUGAAUUUCCAUUGGUCCUAAUGAGUGACCACAGCUGCAGCCCCUGCUUCUGGUCUCCUGCAGGAGUAUUCGGUUAGCUCUACAGUGUUUAGCAGUAGGGAUCGAUCAUUUAUUGUUUUUUCCAAAAUUCAGAUUUUUUUUUUUUGUAAGUAUCAGUAUCGGCCGAUAAUCACUGGCAAUACCAAUAAUGAUUGGGUGGGCCGGCGCAUCCAUAAGACGGCACAAGCGGCCGCCUUAGGGCACACCAGCCCAGGGGGCGCUACAUCGGAGUGACCAGCAGGAGGUGGGCGCACAGAGUUCCCUCCUGCCAGGCACUGCGGUACAGGAACUUAUGUUUCCUGUACCCGGCCGGAAUGAAAGGUAGUGCUGACUGAGAAAGCACUCCUGUCAGUCCGGCUGGGUACAGGAGACUGAAUCUCCUGUACUGCGGUGCACACUUCUCCGCUCGGCCAUGCUACCAGGAGACACACCAGGGAGCGGGGACCAAGGAAGGGGAGAGAGAGGGGCACUAAGGGAGGGAUGAUCACUAUUGAACUGGGGUGGUAGAACACUGUGGAUAGGGGGUGGGUGUGGUAAGGAACACUAUGGGGGAGGAGAAGUGGUAAGGAACACUAUGGGGGAGGGGAGGAAAGAACACUGAGGGGAGAGAGGGACAUUAAGGGAGGACACUAAGGUACAGGGGAGGGGAGGGAAAAGGAACACUGGGGUAUGGGGGGGGGGCACUAAGAGACAAGUGCGGGGGAGAGUUCCUACCGCACAUAUUGAAACACAAACACACACACUGAAUCCACUUCACAAACACUGCAUUCACUAAUCAAAUCCUUUCACUGCAUCCAUUACACACACACACACACAUAAAUAUUCUUGAAAACUAAAAAAAAAACACCUGACUGUCAUGUAUAUUUUGUGCAUUUACCACCGAAUUAAAAAAAAAAAAAAAAAAAACGGUAAACAUACAGAAUAUCAGUAAGCUAUCUGCCUGAAAGUUCACAGAUUAUUGGUAUUGGCUCUAAAAAAUCAAUAUCGGUCGAUCCCUAUUUAGCAGGACCAUGAUAGAUCGUGCGCAUAUAUAUCUGUCCUUCAGACAUAUUCACACUUUGGGUCCGACAGUCUUUGAAUCCGACAGUAAGUCUCUAUGGUCUAUAUGGUAUAUUAUAUUAAAAACAAUAAGUAUAGCUGCACUCACGGUUGGAGAUGAAAUCUUCAAUGCUUUAUUCAAUUCAUUAAAAUAGGAUUGACGUUUCAGUCCAGCUUGUGGACUUUCCUCAGGAUCAAAACAUCCUGUGGAAAGUCCACAAGCUGGACUGAAACGUCGAUCCUAUUUUAUUGAGUUGAAUAAAGCAUUGAUGAUUUUAUCUCCAACACUGAGUGCAGCUAUACUUAUUGUUUUUUGGAUAUUUGAACACUGACUGGCACCAGACAAAAAAAUUGUGUUCCUAUGUAGCUUGAGUGCAAGGACUCUUACUGUUUUUUGGUAUAUUAUAUUAAAUAUAUUUUUGGUAAUAUUUAUGUUACUGUUGUCUUGUUUCACACUGUAUAUUUUCCUUUCUUUACAGGGCUUACGAGCAAGCUGGGAUGAUGCUAAAGGUGAGUUUUAAUAAGUUGUUACAUCUUAACCAUCAAAGCAGACAGAGAAUUUUAGCAGAAUAUACACAUUAAAUGUUUGACCCAGUUUACAUGUGCAACAUCACUGUCUGUUUUGACAUGUGCUUCUGCAUUAAAGCUUCUUAAGAUGUGCAGUUACAUUUUAGAAGGUAAGACCACGAAGGGACAUAUGAGACAAUCAUAGAGUGCAGUAAUGCACAAUCUUAGCAUAUAUCUCAAAAUACAUUUUAUAAAGAAAUCAUGUAUAAUAUAUUAUAAAAUGCUUUAAUUAUAAUCUAUUAUACAUGUAUAGGAAAUAAGUGUGUGUGUGUGUGUGUAUAUAUAUAUAUAUAUAUAUAUAUAUAUAUAUAUAUAUAUAUAUAUAUAUAUAUAUUUGUAUGUGUGUAUAUAUAUAUAUAUUUAUAAAUUGAAGGGAAAUUUUUUUUAUAAAAAAACAAAUAACGCUAACUUUGCCGAGUUUUUGUGGUUACAACAAAAGACUGGAAAUACCCCAUUUUGAAUACCCUGCGUUGUCUACAUUUGAAAAUGGUAUGCCAUGAUGGGGUUAUUUCACAUUUCUGGGCUACCAUACGGUCUCAAAAGACAACACAGACCCAGCAAACUGAAUUGGACAAGCCCUAUAUUUACCCUGUACCUUUUUAAAACACCUAAAACCUGUACAUGGGUGGUAUUGUUAUACUCGGGAGACUUCGCUGAACACAAAUAUGAGUGUUUACAACAGAAAAACUUAUCACGAUGAUGACAUAACUAGUAAAAGUGCAGUUUUUGUGUAGUGAUAAAAAAAAAAUGCUAACAGGACCUACCCCAUUUUGAAUACUGUGUGCUGUCUACGUUUACAAAUGGUAUGCCAUGAUGGGGUUAAUUUUCAUUCCUGGGCUGCUAUAUGGUCUCAAAGGCAACAUACGCACAGCAAACCAAUCUGGCAAAUUUCAAUGUGCAAACAUGGAAAAGGGGAAAGCCCUACAUUUGACCCCUGUAAGUUUGCAAAAAAAACAUAAAACCUGUACAUUGGGGCACUGUUGUACUCAGGUGUUGCUGAACACAUAUUUGUGUUUUCUUUGUCAGUAACACAUAACAGGAACUGAGAAUCCAUGCCUAAAGAACAAUGUGAGAAAAAUAACACAAAAGAAUUACUAUCCAAAAGUUUGACAAAGACUUGUGGUAGAAUUACUGCAUGAAAAGUGUUAAAAUACCACCAUUUGAAAUACCCUAGGUUGUCUACUUUUCAAAAAUAUAUAUUUUGAUGGGGGUAAAUUACAUUGGCCGGCUUCAAAAAUGUCCAAAAUAGGACAUGGGUGCAUGAUGAAUAGCUGAGAAAAUUCCAGUUUGGAAAACUGGAAUGUGCAGGCUCCAAAUAAGGUUGUCUAGCCCCCAGAGAACCCAACACACCUAUACAUGGGUGGUAUCACUGUACUCAGGAGAUGUUGCUGAGCACAUAUUGGGGUGUUCUUUGGCAGUACCCGCCAUUAUCUUUUGCGGCCCUGGCCCGCGUGGCAAACCGCCGGGGCCACAUGCUAUGGGGUCCAUCGGGUGGCCCAUGCUGUCAAGGCCACCCGAUGGAGAUGGAUUGUAAGGGGGCCCGGUCAGCGCUGGGCGCUUUAACAGCGCGACCGGGCCCCCUGUGAUUACAUGAAACGCUGGGAGGAAGUGACUUCCCGGUCACUGCUCCCAGCUAUCAGCCCACUCGGGAGGAAGGAGGAGGGAGUCAGAGUGGGAACUCUGACUCCCAUCAGGCUGAGCCCCCACUGGACACCAGGGAAAGUAACAAAAGGUAUGAAUCAUUUUGUGUGUGUGUGUGUGUGUGUGUAUAUAUAUAUAUAUAUAUAUAUAUAUAUAUAUAUAUGUGUGUGUGUGUGUGUGUGUGUGUGUGUGUGUGUGUGUGUGUGUGUAUAUAUGUGUGUGUGUGUGUGUGUAUAUAUGUGUGUGUGUGUAUAUAUGUAUAUAUAUAUAUAUAAGUGUGUGUGUGUGUGUGUGUAUGUAUGUGUCGAGGGGGGCCACGGUCAUGGGGGAGGGGGAGGAGGGGCCCAUGGAUCAGUUUUGCACCGGGGCCCAUGUAUUGUGUGUACACCACUGUUCUAAACUCAGGACAAAAUUUAGAAACCAUUUAGCACGGGUGUUUGUUGGUGGUUGUAGAUGCGUAACAGAUUUUGGGGGUCAAAGUUCCAAAAAUGUGUGCGUGCUUUUUUUUUUACAUUUUUCCGUCAUAUUUUAUAAAAUAAUUUAUAGUAAAUUAUGAUAUGAUGAAAAUAAUAUCUUUAUAAAGACCAUUUAAUGACAAGAAAAACGGUACAUAAUAUGUGUGGGAAAAGUAAAUGAGUAAGCGGAAAAUCACAGCUAAGCACAAACUCCGCAGAAAUGUAAAGACAGCCUUGGUCCUUAACGGUAAGAAAAUUGAAAAACAGUCUGGUCACUAAGGGGUUAAUGCUGUAUUUGUCAAUUCGCCAUACCUCUUAAUCUGUUCAACGCAGAACGUGUGUGGAACAUAUCUGAAAAUUGCAGGGAAAAAUUACAUAUCAUUUGGAUGGUCAGGUUACUGAGGAUCUGUCUGAAGUGUUAGAAACAGGCUAGUUCAUCAAUAGUAUAACAGACAGAAUCAGCAAUGUAAAACAUGGAUUUUGUGCAACUAAAACCCAUAAUUUUGCAUUUGCUGUAAUUUCCAUUUUCCACUUAAUUAGCAGCGGUACAACAGGGAUUGUUCUCUUAUCUAUUCCACCUGAUAGGCACAAGUGACCCUAUAAAAUUCCUAAAAUGUUAGUUUCACCUUAAAUCAUCCCCAUGAUGUAUAGGAGCCUGCAUCCUAAGAACCCCUCAGUAAUAACAAGACAUCAACUUAUUUCCAAAAUAUAUUUAUUAGAAAUGGGUAAGUGGACAUGUACUGUGUCUUAAGAAACGAUAAGAUCCAGUUUGUAAUGUUUGGAGAAUGUGUAGAAUAAAGUCCAGGUUGCUGCUUUACUAACUUAACCGAGGAUGGACCUAUAAGAAAUGGCAAUGGAAUGUUUAAUCCACUGUAUAAUAGUAGCUUUAAAGGCUGACUUGCCUUUACAUUUUCCUUCAUAUAAAACAAAAAGAUGGUUAGUAUGACAAAAGAAAACUGUUCUUUUUAACAUUUAAAAGAUUAAACCUCUGCUUUUAAGGACUUUUUUAAGGCUAAAUUUUGGCUAAAGCUUUGCAGGAUUAUUUAUUGUUGCAAAUUGGCUAAGGAAUAAACUUUAGGUUUAAACAAUGGAAGUCCUCUCAAUACCAUAUUAUCUGCACAGGAGACUAAAUAAUGUGAAUUGACUUCCAAAUCAUCUUCACCUAGGUCCUAGAUGUUUUGCAGUAAUGUCAAUUAAAAAGACUAUUUUGUGUUAGUUGCUAGAGACAUGUUUGUAAAGGCUCAAAUAUAUAGAUGUGAGAUGACUAAAUUAGAUUCAGAUAACUGGAAGUAUUAAUUCCUGUAAUAGUGGGUCUGAUGUUACUUAUACCUCUCACAAAUAUAAUUAUUAUAGAAUGCAAUGCUAUAUUCUUUACUGGCAAAAAUCUUAAAAUAUAGGCAUCCAAAGGAUUUAUUUUCACACCAGUAUUUUUUUUUUUAUUUUUUUUUGGUACAUGCGGUCAGUACAUAUCGUUUUUUUUUUUUCCUUGAAUCAGAAUGUCUUUAAUGGCAUGACCUAUUCCCUUAGCUGUCAAAAUCCUCUGUCUAGAAGCCGAACAGGUUGCAGUUCUGCAGGUACUUGAUAUCCAAUAGACAAUGCUUAGGAUUUGACCUUGUGGGAGUCUCUAAAACUUCCCUCUUUCUUUUUUUUUUUUUUUGAUGGAGUAAGUCCAAGAAUCACUUGUUAUAAAAUGCAAAAAAAUAAGCACCCCAGCCUGAUAUGGAAGAGUCUCUAGUGAUUAUUUUGUUCCUUCUCUGAAAGAGAGACUUGCUGACGGCUGGAUUUAUGUUGAACUCCGAAUCUACAGGAGGACACAUUUGCCCUUUUCCCAAUUUCUACUGGUAUGGAUAAGAUUGGCAAACACAAAAUUCUCGUAGCUCUUACUACACAAAAUUUAAUUUGCAGAACUGGAGAAUUACUUUCUUUUUAAUUUGUUUUUUUUUUUUUUUUCUUCUUCCAAAUGAAUAAUUUUAUCGAUCUUCCUCUUAAAACCCCAGUCAGAGUGAUAAGGACUUUUGUAAAGAUUCUUGGUGAAAAAGGCCAAAAGGUAGUGGCUUUAACUGAAAAUGGAAAAUGUUUCUUCCUACUCUUAAAUCUCAAGAUUUUUUCUUUUUGUUUGUUUGCAGGUCUCCCCUAUUAAAAUGUUUAAAUGGGCAUCUUUUAAGUCUAGAGAAGCCAUAAAUUCUGCUUCUUUUAUAAGAGAAGUCUGACUGUAUUGUUUCCAUUCUGAAUUAUCCACUUAUAUGUUUACAUUUUUCAAGUAUAGAGUAUGGUGGAGCACUCAGUCUCACUUUCGCCAGACAUUCAAUGGUGGCACUCCACCUACCCCCGGUAAUGACAUCCACUUAGAAAUAUUGGGGUGAGGGAGAACUUUGGCCUCGGUGUUAAGGGGCAACUCUUUCACCAAAAUCUCGUGGCUUCGGCAUCCGAAGAUCUGGUAAUAAGAGCUUUACUCCGAGCAGCUCCUGUGUGAAAAAUUCUUCACAAAUUGGGAUCUUCCAAACUGGUAGUUUGUCCAGUUGUUAAAGUAGGACUUUUAAAAUUUUAUUUAUUUUUACCCCAGCUGCGAUGCAGGCACAUCUAAAUUAGACAAAGGGUGUUUAUCCUUUUUACCAUUCUUUAGUGCAAAUAAUGUUUUGUAAUGUAAGCUCUCUCUUUGGGGUUUGGCACUAAAUAAAAAUGGACCAAAACUACCUGUGAUCUGUUCGCUGUUCUGAGAGGCAGAAAUCUGAGCGUUUCUUGGGAUGGAGGCUCUUUUACCUUGUGUGGAAGGGCUAAUGGUGGUACUAUCAUUUUAAGGAUUUUAUAGCAUCAAUUCUGCCUGUGGGAAAGCCUGUUCUGUCACAAUCCAUAUGAAAAAUAAAGGGUUAUUCAAUAAAUGUAACUGAAUUUUUAAAUGAAUUACAAUUGGCUAAUUUGGAAAUCUAACAGACUUCAAUAAUUUUUUCAAUUAAGCUAUUUGACCUAAUCUAGAAUUUAUUUUAAUAUCAGUCAAUUAACAGCUCAGUGAAUAACACAAAUAGUAUUUAAGCAUACUUUCACAAACCAUUUAAAAAAAAUAAAAAUAAAUAGCAAGCAAGUGCCAAACAUGUUCUUGUCUAAUUUUAUACAAUAUUAAUAUUUCUGGAUCAAAAACUAAAACGCUGCUGACAAAUGCUUGUUUGGCUAAUUCAUCUGUAAUAUCAAAGCAAAAUGAGCAGCAUCUUUCUAAUCCUUAUCCCUUUUUUUGUAGGAGAUGCAGAAGCUUCCAGAAGCUGUCCAACUAAUUGAAAAGGCCAGCAUGAUGUAUCUGGAGAAUGGAACUCCUGACACCGCUGCUAUGGCCCUGGAACGAGCUGGGAAGUAAGUAACCUUAAUUUUCCAAUAGAUGUCCAGUCAGAUGUUCAUGCCCUUUGUUCUGUCCAAAAACUGAGAUAUUGUGUCUUCUGGCUGAUUACAGACUUAUAGAGAAUGUGAAUCUGGAAAAAGCUGUUUAUCUCUAUCAACAAUCUGCAUCCGUUUUUGAGGUCUGUUUAAUACCAGCUCUACUGCUGUUAAAAUAUUAGUCUUCUAUUUGAACCUAUGUGACAAUUGUUCUUAACUUUUGACUUGUGCAAGCAGUCAUCUAAGUAUUUUCAAUUUGUUGCACAGCACACAACUCUCAGCCUUUCACUUCUAAGCUUAAAUGUCUUUGGUUGGGUAAUUCGUAUCUUAUGUAUUAUCAAGUGGCUGCAGUGAUGGCAAGCUUUGGUUGUUGAGAAGAGCUCUAUACCAUACCUUACAGCCUUAAUUAGAUAGUACUGACCAUUUAAUUGCAAUCUAUCACGCUUAUAAUAUAAUUCCCCUGUAUGCUGUUCACCCAUUAACACCUUUUGGGAAGUUGGUGAAGAAGAUGAAAGUCUAUGUAAAUAAAAUGGGCAUAAUAACAAACAGUGGUAAAGUAUGGUAAUUAUUUAAAGAGAUGAGGGGGAGGUUUACAACACGCCCUGUUCAUUCUCAGUGAUUCUUUUCCGUCAGAGAAUGUUCUAUUUUAAAGGUUUAAAAUACGAUAGAUUUCUUUAUACUCUUCAAACUUUUCUAACUUUUUUUCCUUAUCCUUCCAUUUCAGAAUGAAGAACGUCUACGACAAGCUGUAGAACUUCUUGGAAAGGCAUCAAGACUUCUAGUGAGAGCUCGCCGGUACUCUUCUGCCUCUAUUGCGGUGUUUUUUUGUUUUUUUUAAAGCCGAUAAAUGAUUGUUGGUGAUGAAAACAUUUAUGAAAAAUGAUGGACCAAGUCCUCACUUGUUAUGGCAGGUUCCAUGGUUAAAAGAAGGUUUGGGAGCCUCAGGUUCCUUCCAUAUAACUAUUUACUGUAACAUGUUGUCUGCUUGCUACUUUUUGUACAAAGCCUACAAUCUCUUCCUAUCUUGUAUACUUUGGUCUAAUUCCCAAAUUAUCCAGAAUUUCAUUCCGGAGCUAGGCAUAUAAUGUGACAAUUUGACUCGAGUCACUACUGGAAUUUUCAACUAAGAGUUAUACAUUAAUAAUGCAGCUUAAGCGUUGUUCUGUGCUAAAACUGACCCUGCAUUCAUUGUAUAUGCAUUUAUUUUAUAGUCACUUAUGUGCAGUGGAAUAGUCUUGUGUUAAUGUAAACCUAAAUAUGUUUCCCCACCUCUCUUUCUCUAGACUAGCAUUUUCUCAGCUGCUAGUCUGUCACUUCCUCUCCAGGUGUCAGUUUCCUUUUGAAAAUGGCCCGAGAGCCAGUAAGAAUUAAUAAGAACAAGAAUGAAGCAAUUACUCUCUAAGAGAAUCGUUACUUCAGCCCUAUCCGUCAGUAUACAUCUAGAGCAGCAAGACAUAUAACCCUGUACUCACAGAGUAAACUAUAUCCAUGACCGAGAUCAAGUGCCCCAUUCUGCUUCUUUAUAACUGCAACUUUUGUAUCAUAAUUUCCAUCUCUUGCCAGAGGGGUGUCCAGUGACUACCUUAGUACAGUUGCAUUAUAAAUCACCACUGCCAUGUUAUAAAGGAUUAACGCACAAUAGAUGUGGCAGGACAAAAAUGCUUAGACUGACCUUAUAUUUUAGCAUAUUCCUAUAUUGCCAAACUAUGUUUUAGAGUGUUUUGUUUCCAUAUCCAUUUCCUAUUUCUUUCUCUUCAAUUUUAGGCUAGACGAGGCCGUAGUUUCCAUUCAAAAGGAGAAGAAUAUGUACAAAGAAAUAGAAAAUUAUCCAACUUCAUUUAAGGUAUAACCAUAAAGGAAAAGUACACAUUAUGUCCAUGACCACCAAAAUAAAUACAUGUAUAGUCUGUUGUUUUUAUCAUUCUAGUUUUUUUUUGUGAGCACCGCUUUUUGAAGUAAAUACAAGAGAAAUUUGUUAAUGUUGAAAAGCUGCUUUAUUUAUUUUUUAUUUAUAUUUUUUGUAAUUUUUGAACUUCUAUACAGUUUUUAGCUUUUUUUUUUUUUUUUUUUAAGUCUGUGGUAUGCUUUACAUUUUAUUUCUGAAAUCAUGGUUUAACCCCCCCCUCUCUCCCCUCCAAAAAAAUCAAUAUACUGGUCUAGGCUUGAUUUAAAAACUGUAUAGAGCUAUUGCAACUUGUGGUGUGUUAGUAUAGAUACCUAUAUCCACCCUUAACGUCUGACCAGUCUGUAAACUUUAUUGUUGGAAUUUAUGACUCCUGGAUCAUUUUGGUAUAAGUUGAUGUGCAUAGUUCUAUGUCUUUCAUUGUAUUAGUACAAUGAAUUUGUGAAAUAUGCAGCUAGAUAAUGCACAGUUGCCUUGUCUUUUAUAUGCUCACUAAAUCAUUCUGCAGCUGUUCAUUGAAUUCUUUUACUACUUUUGACUCCAGAAAACUAUAGCACAAGUGUUGGUACAUCUUCAUAGGAAUGAUUUUGUGGCAGCUGAGAAGUCAGUCCGAGAAAGCUACAGGUAUGUUUUUUUUAACAGCCUACUGUAUUAUUAGUUGCAUAUUAUUAUUACAUUUAUUAUUCAACUAAUAAGAAGUGGAAUACUUAAAAUACAAGUACAUGUAUCAAUAUAGAUCUUGAAGACUUUUAUAUUCUAUUUAUUUUUUUGCACAAUUAAAACAAUGUUAGGUAGGCGUAUGUACAGAAAGAAUGGAAUUGGGAACACACCCGGAACAUGCAGUAGGUGUGUGUGUGUGUGUGUGUGUGUGUGUAUAUAUAUAUAUGUGUAUGUGUGUGUAUAUAUGUAUGUGUGUGUGUGUGUGUGUGUGUAUGUAUAUAUAUAUAUAUAUAUAUAUAUAUAUAUAUAUAUAUAUAUAUAUAUAUAUAUAUAUAUAUAUACAUACACACACGCAUAACACAUACAGGAUUGCUCACUAAAGAGAAUUCAAGGUGAAUUGAAAGUGAAUCUUAAGUUUUAAGGCCAGAGUAGCUGAACUGAAAGCACAUCUGACAUAGAGAAUGUUUCCAGUUUGGCUAUUUUGACCUCAAAAUUUUAAAUUCUCUUUGAAUUCAUCUUGAAUUCUCACUUUAGUGAAUAACCCUGAUAGUGGUGAACAGUUUAUUAUUGAAAAAUAAGUCUACCGUUAGACCUGAAGGUUGAGAGGUUUAUAUUUCUUCGGAGACUCUAAGAUGGCACUGUUUUCUCCAAUGCGUGGUCUGCCAGUUUGUAGGUUUUAUAUUUUUAAUUUUUAUUCUGCAAAGCUAAGCUGCCCCUUUUUGCCUCUGCCAGCAUCAACUUUUGUAUCACAUUUUCCUUCUCUUGUCAGAGGGGUGUCCAGUGAUUACCUUAAAGGUGCCAGGAAAACAUACGUGUUUCCGAGGGUGCCCCCACCCUCAGGGUCCCCCUUCUGCCGGACUCUAGGGGGUCAAAGGGGUUAAAUUUACCUAUUUUUCCAGCGCCGGGUGGGGGACUCUCCUCCUCCUUCUCUCCUCCUGAAAAUCACAUUGAGAAGCACGGAAGCGCCUCUAGCGGCUGUCAAUGAGACUGCCGCUAGAGGCUGGAUUAACCCUAUUAUUAACAUAGCAGUUUCUCUGAAACUUCUAUGUUUAUAGAAGAAAGGGUUAUUCCUAGCUGGACCUGGCACCUGCACCCAGACCACUUCAUUAAGCUAAGCUGAAGUGGUCUGGGUGCCUAUAGUGGUCCUUUAAUGUAGUUGCGUUAUAAAUCACCACUGCCAUGUUAUAAUAAAGGAUUAACGCACAAUAGAUAUGGCAGGAGAGAAAUGCAAAGAAGAAUAACACAUAGAGCCUGAGCGGAUUAACUGGUUUAAAGUUAAGCCUUUCAUAAUGUGCCUUAACAGUUGGGACAAUCUCUCCUUAUAGCACUCCCUCCUAUAUGGCACCUACCUUGCACUACUGGGUGACAGACAAGUGUUUAAUACAGAGGGCAGGCAUUGCACUCACCAUAUGCUCACCAUAACUGCCUGCCAAUCCCUGCAUUCAACAUUCAUUAGAUGUUUAAAAAAAAUUAAAAAAGCAUAAUAUAAUGCAAAAAAUAAAUACAACCAGAAAAGAUAUACAUUUCAUGGUACUGUGCACAAUGAAUCUCCCUUUCAGUCCUCUCUCUGGUGCGCAGACGUCCUGUCUUUCAGCAGUUCAGUCACUGAUCAAAAUGGAUACGCAUGCACCAAGAGGCAGACACAUUGUAUGGAUAUGAUGCAGAAAUUUGCUAAAUGUUUAGAUUUUUUUUUUUUUUAAAUAAAAUUAAGCAAUGGCAAAGGUGCAGCAUAUCUAUAGGGCAAAAUCCUCUCAAAUGAGAUUAAGUGGUGUUGGUGCCCUUUUACAGUGUACACCUGUUUUUACUGUGGCUUUUUUUUUUUUUUUUUUUUAAAUUGUGCUUUUGCAAUGUAAGCAGUAAUCAAAAUCUAAAUGAAUUACAAGUCCAUUCGAGUCUGUCAAGAAUAGUUCAGGUUUGCAGAGAUUUUAACAUUGAAUUUCUGUUGAGUGGUUUUUGUAUGAAUCAAUAAUAAUUCUGUUGGAUGACCUUGUCUGAAAUAAAACAAUUUACUAACUCGGUGAAGUACACAUUAUAGGUCAGAUACUUUCUAAAGUGAAUUUCUGAAAUGGUCAGCAACUUUUUUUUUUGUUUAGUUUUUUCCUUAAAUUUUGUGCUUUGCAGUUCUGGUGGAAUUCAGAAAGCCAAACUCACUUGAUCUUAAUGAUGUGAUUUGGGGGUGUAGAUACUGCCAAUACCAUGCUUCAUGAAGCACUGGAUAGGUGGAUUACAGCCAAUAUACAAUUUGUAUUUUUUAUUUUUUUUGUUGUGUAUUCCUCGAGUAUAAUUACUGAAGGAUUCUAGAGCAGUAGUUGAAUCAAUAAGAUUUAUGUAAUUUGGAUUAAAAUUGGAAAUUUGUAGAAUUUGACUGAAAUCUGAAUUUGUGCAUUGCAUGGGACUUCUGUGAUUUGCCUUAUAUGUACAACGUUAAAGCUGAUCAGUUUGUUGUCUCAGUGGUAUUUAGAUGUGGAAUGAGGAUUUAGCACACUAAUUGAAACAUUGCAUUAACUGUAGGACAGGUUUAGGGUUUUCGAUUCGCCUACCAGUGGAUAAACCACUUGUAAUAUCAAAAAGUUACUUGAACUAAAGCCCCUCUAAUAUGACAGUUGUCCAGUUUUUACCCCUCCCACAUCCAGUGUAUGGUAAGUUGAAGAACCCUUCUCUGCCCCUCCCCCCCACUUUCCCUCCCACUGUAAGUAGCAGUGUGUGAAAGUUAAAGGGGCAAUAUAGGCACCCAGACCACUUCCUCAUUGUAGUGGUCUCGGUGCACUGUCCCAGCAAACCUGCAAUAAUUAGCUUGGUGGGUUAACUCCACCUCUAGUGGCUGUCAUAUCAGACUGCCACUAGAGGGACGUCUGGCUCAUGGUUGCCUAACGGAAGCUGGACGUCCUCACACUAUGCAUGGGGAUGUCCAGCGUCACCCAAAACACCAUAGGAAAGCAUUGUAUGAUGCUUUCCUAUGGAGAAAUCAUUAUUUUAUGUAGCGCUGUACAAUGGGUGAACUAACAGACACGUAAUUGUAACCAGACAAGUGGACGCACAGGAACAGAGGGGUUGAGAGACCUGAUCAAUGAGCUUACAUGCUAGAGGGAGUGGGGUACAGUGACACAAAGUUAUAAGUAGGGGUAAUGAACUAGGUUGCUAUAAAAGUAUUCACUGAGAAUUUAGUAGGUUAUUUUUGACAGUUGCAGGAGAGGAGUCAUGGGUGGGGGAAUAAAAACCUGCUACCUGUUUAAUUGAUACGCUUUCCUUAAGAAAUGAGUUGUCAAAGAUAUUUUGAAGGAGUGGAGACUGAGUGAAAGUCUAGUGGAAAAGGGAAGGGAGCUCCGCAGAAAAGUUGCAGCCCUUGAGAAGUCUAGAAGGUGAGCAUCAGACGUGGGAGUACGCACAGAGGAUAGACUUAGGUGUUUGGCAGAGGUCUUGACGGGACAUACUUGUGUAUUAGGGAGGAUUGGUAGGUUGGAGCAGCAUUAUGUAGGGACUUGUAAGCAAGCACCAGAUCUAACCCUAUAUCUAACUGCAAGCCAAUGUAGGGACUGACCGAGGGGUGAUGUGAGGGAAUUGCGGGCGGCCAGGAAAAUGAUCGUGCUGCUGCAUUCGUUAUAGAUUGCAGUUGUGCAAGCUGGGAACACGUAAGACCACUAAAAAGGGGAUUGCAGUUGUCAAGGCGAGAGAGAACGGCAUGGACCUACACCAUAGUCGCGUCUGUUGUUAAAUAGAGGCGGAUGCAAGCUAUGUUUUUGAGAUGGGAGUGGCAGGAUUUGGCAUCAACUGGACAUGAGGGGUGAAGGAGAGGUCGGAGUUAAAGAAAACACCUAGGCUGGGAGCCUGCUGGGCCAUUGAUUUGGAGGUAGACAGACAUGGGGGUAGCAACACUUGAGAGAGGAAAGAGCAGAAGUUCUGUUUUGGACGGUUGAGUUUAAGGAAGCGAACAUCCAUCCAGAUGGAAAUCGCAGAGAGGCAAUCAGAGACACAAAUUGAGAUGGGCAGAGAGAGAUCAGGAGAGGGCAAGUAGAUUUGCAUGUCAUCUGCAUAUAAAUGGUAAACUCGUCAGCUCCUUUGCCUUCCAUUAUCAAGGGAGGCAGUCUAGAUAGAGAACAGUAGGGCACCAAGGACAGAACCUUGGGGAUCGCCAACAGAGAGGGGUUGGGGAGAAGAGCCAGAGAAAGAAACUCUGAAAAAGCGCUUGGAGAGGUAGGAGGAUCACCAGGAGAGAGCAAUAUCCCAUAGACCAAGAUUACAGAGAAUGAGAAGAAGCUGUUGAUGAUCAACCGUGUCAAAUGCAGCAGAAAGAUAAAGGAGAAUUAGGAUAGAGUAAUGGCCUUGAAUAAUGCGCAUUAGGUGUUCCCUGCCAGCUGAUGAUAGGGGAGGAGCAACGGCAGGAAUUGCUUUGAAUUGAAUUCCUGACCUAGUCAUUUCCAAAUUUGAGCUAAUUCUAACCAUUUGUUUUCACUUUGGGGAAUUAAUUCAGAUUUCCCUUUAGUCUAUUAACAGAUUAUUUGAAAAAUAUUUUUCUCCUUUAGCCUAGUAUUUAAAAUGUCUCUCUAUUGCCUCCCGAGAAGUAGCUUUGAAUAUUUUACACCAAUUCACUCUUAACUAGUAAAUUACUAAAUGUUUCAAGUAACCAAAUAUAAGUGUAUUCAGUUCUCUACAUACAUAUAAAUAUUUAUUAUUUUAAUUAUUUUUCUCCUAGUAUACCAGGAUUCAGUGGCAGUGAAGACUGUACUGCGUUGGAGCAGCUUUUAGAAGGUUUUGAUCAACAAGACCAGGACCAAGUGUCUGAUGUUUGUAAUUCGCCACUGUUUAAAUAUAUGGACAAUGAUGUAAGAAAACAAUCCUACAAUUCUCACGAUUAGUAAAGUAACUGGAAAAUGUCUAAAUUGUCGCUCUCUUGGUUUAAAUUUUUUUUUUUUUUUUUUUUAGCACUGAUUUGUUCCAUACAUAAUAGGUUUUGUAUAUUGUUGAAGAAUAGUUUUUCUUAUUUUUACACUCACAGCUAUAUUGUUUCAUUAAACAUCUAGACCUAAACAUUGUAGGUUGCAUUAUAUCUGGUUGUCAUCUGCUUCGAAAACCAUCAGUGUUGCAGACUUUAAACAAUUCUAAUUAUCUACCCAUAGACUCUCCUUUUAUUUAUUAUUUUCUUGUAAGAUGUAGACUUGGCAUUGUAUUUUUGCCAUGAUGGUGUAAUUUAGACUUUGCUGCAUUUCCAUGAGAAAACCUAGAAAAUGGCCCAAGGUGUUUCAGAGAAAUUUGUGUGUAUGUUGCAUAUAGGUUCAUCAAUUCACAAACAUGUUUAAUGUGCUCAAAAUAACAAGCCUGAAGAUGAAAAAAAUUUUUUUCUAAAAUUAAGGAAGCUACUUGAGUGCUAUGUAUUUUUAAUAUGAGGUAUACUAGAUUGCUGCCAAUUAAUUUGCUUGGUGUUAGGGAGCUUUUUGGGAAAUUAAGAUUUCUUGGAGCACCAUAUGCAGAUAAGGUCUUUAAGCUGAGGUUUGCCAAACCUAUUAGUCAUGCCCUGGAAUAAUGCCCCUUAUAUACUAAGGCAGUGUGAUAUGUUUAAAUCUGUAUUUAAUCUCUUGGUAUCCAUUCUAGUAAAGUGAGUCUUACCAGCCAGAAAAGUUACACCAUUCACCAGACCAGAGUAAUCUGUCCACAAAAAUUGCCAAGAGUAAAAAUGUAUUUCCCAUUUUAAUUCAGACCCUUCUGAACCUUGUAAGGGUCUAAUAAAGGUCUUUUGAAGAAUUUUGGUAUAUAGUAGUAAAAUGAAGUUAUGUUUGAUCAAAUUCAUUUUAAAGUUAAAUAAUGGGUCACAAAGUAAGUGGUACACCGUUUGGGUCACUGUCAAAUGUUAUGGGAAAAGUUGCCUUUAAGAUUUCAAACAGUCAAAUCUUAUUAACUGAAAUAAGUUAAAUCCGUUGGAAUUAGAAUUGUAACAUUGUGUGCCUGCUUCAAGAAAGUACUUGUGAUUUUUUUUUUUAGAUCAAAUGUAUUUUUAAAUUCAACAAAAUUAUCAUCAGUUGCUUGAAAUUUGCUAUUUUAUUUAUUUUUCUUCUUACCAGUAUGCCAAGCUUGCAUUGAGUUUAGCAGUUCCAGGAGGAGAAACUAAAAAGAAAUCUCCCGCAACAUUGCAGGAAGGUGUUACUGGACCAGCACAGGGUGGCUCACAUGUUGAAGAAGAGGAUGAUGAAUAUUCUGGAGGGCUAUGCUAAUCACCUUUUGUAUUUUGCUCCCUAUAAUAUAUACAUGUAUGUUUCUGGCAUUGCUUUCUCCAGAAAUAGUGAAAAAGUCCUUCUUUGUUGAUACCAUCUGAGAAUGCAAUUUAUUGCUUUGUUUUAUACCAUCGUUGUGAAAAAUAUACUAUUUUCACUUGAUCCACACUCUGUAAGAGGACCAUCUAAUGCCAUUAUAUAAAACUCUGCUCACCAUGUAUGGAUCACUAUUAUGUCCCAAUGUGUAAAGCAAGUAUAAGCAGAGAACAAUAUAUGGUAACUAUCGCAUGUAACUUAAUUUCUCAACUUCAUUUUAAUAUCUCAGAAAUUAUUUGUAUAGUUUUGUGUUCUUUUUUGUUUUGUAAAUGACUGGAAGUAAUUGUUAAAUGGCUAUUAAAUAUUUAAACCUCAAACGGAGUCAUUCAUGUAUACCUGGAAAACUUUGUUAAAUCUCGUUAGAAAAUAUUUAUUUGAA